Knipowitschia caucasica is the source of this 222-nucleotide messenger RNA. Lineage: Eukaryota; Metazoa; Chordata; Actinopteri; Gobiiformes; Gobiidae. The record is from the annotation of a GenBank genome assembly.
AUGUCUGAUCUGCGUCUCAGAAGUGACAAGCGGCGACGUGAGAAGGCAGCGAUUGGCCACGAGGGAAGAAGAGGAGACGAGGAAGACGAGGAAAUGGAAAGGUGUGGAGGGAGGAGGAGGAGACUUCCAUUAUGUAACUAUCAGAUGCUCAGCUGGAGAAACGGCUGCCGCGUGCUUCCCGUGAGACAGACGCGCUCUUAUCGGAUCCGGUUUGAAGGAUGA